This is a messenger RNA of Aspergillus niger, 2271 nucleotides long. RefSeq lists its product as uncharacterized. Gene Ontology annotation, molecular function: RNA binding. NCBI's taxonomy places the organism in Eukaryota, Fungi, Ascomycota, Eurotiomycetes, Eurotiales, Aspergillaceae. The coding region runs from base 1 to 2271 and encodes 756 amino acids. The record is from RefSeq and is a predicted model, not a curated record. The transcript is spliced from 8 exons.
AUGAAUCAGUCAGGCUUUAAUGACCAGGACGUGUCUGGUAACCCAGGAUACAUUCAUGUCCCUGACGCGUCAUUCCCUGGACUCCGGAGGAAGGAAAGUGGUGCCUUCAAUGCUCCUGCCCGGAGUGGCUUCCACCCAACACACUCCUCCAGGAAGGCAGUUGCUACGAACAGCGACCUUCUAUCGAUGUCGACCCCUCUUCCUCCGGCUUCUUCAGCUCCCACUUCUUCACCGCCUGGAUCCUACUUGAUAUCUGACUGCUGUUAUAGAUCCCAACUCCCCCGAUCCGCACGGCUAUCCUGCUGGCUCAAACCAAAAAGACUAACGACUGCCACAGAGCCUGACUUACAUAGAUCCGGCACCAUGCAUACUGCUGUUCCUGAUACCGCUCAGGCUCCUGAUGCCCGUGGCUUGUCCACCCUACUCGGGGGUUUGAACAUCCAGGGUCAGCGUCCCGGAGCCAAAUACAAUGGUCUCAAGAGCAACAUGCCGCUAGCUGUGCCCUCUUAUAAUCCGCUUGUCCUUCUACCCAAUGGAGCCAUCUUCGGAGGUCUUCCCUAUGAUCAGAACCCGUAUCUACCCCCCACUGGCAUCUAUCCGGGCUUAGCUUCCCCAUGCCCAGUGGUUCCCAGUUCUGCAGGAGACUUCUACCAUGGAGCCACCCCGAACCUGGAAGGCCCUGGACUGCCUAACUAUGGUUAUAACAGCUUUCCCCAGCCGGCACCUGCAUGUCUACCUUUCCAGAUGAUGAAGACUCCUACUGGAUAUAUUCUUCAGGAUCUGGAGAACCUAACCCAGCAAGACCCGCCUAUUCCACGGGCUGUACCUGCUAUGUGGACUAACCCUUCUGAGCUGACGCUUGCCAAGUGCCUGGAGAAUCGGGAGGGCAUUACUAACGUCUACAUUCGAGGAUUUCUCCCAGAGACUACGGAUGAGAUGCUGCAUGCCUAUGCCUCUCGCUUUGGAAAGAUAGACAGAUGCAAAGCAAUUGUGGACUUGGAUACAGGCCUUUGCAAAGGGUAUGCAAGGGUCUGGGUCCACGGACUGAUGAUACAUAUGCUGACUGCACCUAUAGAUUCGGAUUUGUCCAGUACUAUAACUUCGAAUCUUGCGAGAACUGCAUCCGUGGGUUCUUCUAUCUUGGCUACCAGGCUAGCUUUGCUCAGGUAUAUAUUUGGGGCUGCCAGUCUACGUACCAUUGAAUCUAACAAAGUCCAGAAAUCUCGCAACUCCCGUCUCAAGGACCUCGAAGACAAGACAUCCACUAACAUCUACUGUACCAAUAUUCCGAUUGAGUGGACAGAGGCCGUGAGCAGAAAGGAUCUUCGCCAUCACUUCGAGCCGUACCACGUCAUCUCGGAGAAAAUUAGUCGUGACGAGAAGACUGGAGUGAGCAAGGAAGUUGGAUUUGCCCGAUUCGAAACCCGCGAAAUCGCCGAGAAAGUCCUGUCUGAGUAUCACAACGCGACUGCCAAAGAUGGUGUGAAGUUGCUUCUUCGCUUCGCCGAUACCAAGGCCCAGAAAAUGCUCAAGCAGCAGAGCAAUGAGCGCCGCGCCUAUCGUGCUGGCGAAUACAAUUAUUCGGUCGAGGUAGUUCAGGGUUCCACUCCAUCGCCUUCUAUUAACCGUCUUCAACAGACUGCAUCUCACCUCAGCCCCAACUCGCAGGGUAGCUAUGUGUCACCUGUUGGCAUGGGCGCAGCCUGGACUCCUGCUACAUCCAUCUCCCCAUCGACAAGCAGGUAUCUGGCGAAGAGCCAGGCUAGCAACAUGAAAUUCAACUCGUGGACUUCCCGCAACGGCCCAGGAGGUCUGGAGAAUACACCGUUGUAUCGUGGACGGCGUGGAGUUUGGACAGAAAAUACCUCGGGCUCUUCCAAGGCUAAUUUCGCCACUCCUACUACGUCCUGCGUUGAAUCUCGUUCCGAACGAUCCAGCCCUCGCAAGGAGAUCAAGGCAGGAUCCUUGUCUCCGAUUUCCUCUCGCAGGGAGGCUUGGACCGUUCCUCUCUCUUGCCAAUGUUUCCUACAAGCACCAAGUGUUGCUACUCACAUGAGCGACGUUUGGUAUUUGCACGGGUCGCCUUUUUGCUCUUCCUUGAAACAUCUUCUACGAACUCGGCAGGCUGUCCAGCUAUCCGUCAGAGCCCGCAUAUCUUACAAUGGUGCAUGGUCUGUAUCUGUUACCGCUGGACCUUGGAGGCCAAAGGUUUACGGCGAGAGGAAAUUCACAGGUUGGGAGGACAUAAGUGGUACUUCAGCAUUUGCCUAG